AUGCUCUUGCUCUUAGGCCGUCUAAAUUCUCUUUCAGUCUUUUAUAAUUUGGAACAAAACGAAUCUUUUGUAAUAUAGAAUUUAAUCUUUUUAGGUUUUCCUCUUAAAAUAUUUGGGACUAACGGCAAUAUGUGAUAAGGACUAAGGAGAAAGAAAGCAAAAAUGUGGUCGUCGUCAAGCUUCUUAGCUUUCUCUCCUCCUCCCAAGCUUUCUCUAUUGUCAUCAUCUUCUUAUCAUCAAAAAGUCCAAACCUUCCUCUGUUUUACUCAAAAUCAUUCGUCCACUGUUGGCAUCAGUUUCAGCAAGAGACACUUGAAUCUCUCGAUUAUCACCCUCUUGUUCAAUGGUGGGUUCUUGUUAGAUAAGGCUAAAUCCAUGGCAGAAUCGGGAGAUCUUCAAAGAUACACCGAUUCCAAAGAUGGCUUCACUCUUCUCGUACCCUCUUCUUGGACUAAGGUGGAGAAAGCAGGGGCCAAUGUUCUCUUUGAAGAACCAGAGAAACGAAGCAACAAUAUAGGAGUUGUGGUUAGUCCUGUCCGAAUAAAGAGUCUUGAAGACUUUGGUACUCCUCAAUUUGUAGCUGAUAAGCUCAUCAACGCAGAGAAGCGAAAGGAAAGCACAAAGGAAGCAGAAGUUGUAUCAGUAGGAGAGAGAUUAGGACAAGGACAAGGACAAGGACAAGGACAAGUGUACGAAUUUGAAUACAAAAUUGAUAGCACGAGAGGAGGAAUCAAAAGGGUUUUCUCGGCUGCGUUUGUGAGCUCUAAGAAGCUUUAUAUACUGAACGUUGUUCAUUCAGACAGUCCAGAGAAUCCAUUGGCUUCAAGUACGAGAGUGUUGUUGGAACAAGUUCUUCACUCCUUUGAUGCUCUGCCUCUCACAUAAACCCACCAUCCAAAUAAUAAAUCUUUCUUGUAGAGCCCAUUUGGUAUUUCUGGGCUUAUUCUUGAGUUUUAAGGCUUCUAGCAAUCUAUUAACCCCAAUAAUUUUGAGGUUUCUUUUUUUUUCUUUUUUUUGGUCAAUUUUUUUUGAGGUUUCUUUUAUUACGAAUAAUGUGGUGGGACUAGUUGAACACUUCUUUCUUUCUCAUGUAUAUGUCAUGUAUUUGAUUAAGAGCAACAAUUAAAAUGUGAGCUCCAUACAACUAUAUGAAUGGAACUUGAAAAAAAGGAUUAGUUUUCCGAGUCAAUGAUGAUUUUGUAAAAAUAAUGAAUAUAAAGGAUUUUGUUUUCGAGUCA
Brassica rapa (field mustard) is the source of this 1238-nucleotide messenger RNA. RefSeq names its product psbP domain-containing protein 2, chloroplastic. Gene Ontology annotation, biological process: photosynthesis. NCBI's taxonomy places the organism in Eukaryota, Viridiplantae, Streptophyta, Magnoliopsida, Brassicales, Brassicaceae. Gene Ontology annotation, cellular component: extrinsic component of membrane; photosystem II oxygen evolving complex; photosystem II. Gene Ontology annotation, molecular function: calcium ion binding. The record is from RefSeq and is a predicted model, not a curated record.